This is a messenger RNA of Ordospora pajunii, 687 nucleotides long. RefSeq lists its product as uncharacterized. Lineage: Eukaryota; Fungi; Microsporidia; Ordosporidae. Bases 1 to 687 code for a protein of 228 amino acids. The record is from RefSeq and is a predicted model, not a curated record. Gene Ontology annotation, biological process: homologous chromosome pairing at meiosis; meiotic joint molecule formation; meiotic strand invasion involved in reciprocal meiotic recombination. Gene Ontology annotation, molecular function: recombinase activator activity; double-stranded DNA binding. The transcript has a single exon. Gene Ontology annotation, cellular component: condensed nuclear chromosome; DNA recombinase auxiliary factor complex.
AUGUGUAUAUUUCUGGAUGCGAUGUUUCCAAAUAUAGAAUCGUGCGCCAUCAUGCUAGACGAUGCGGUAUACGAGGUGCAUACUGCAUGCUACCCCAACGACAUGAAUGACGAUGAUAAGGAAAGUGUAUUCCAGAUGAUGUACAAAUGCAACCGGCCGACGGUGAAGGCCGAGGUUGUGGCGUACUUCAAGGGAGAGAUUGGGGCGACUGCAGUGCAGGAUAUACUUGACAUUCUUGAGAGUGAAGGAUGCUUGAUAACGAAGAUCUAUGGAAAGUCCAAGGUGUAUCUGGUUAAUCAAGACUUAUUUAGCAAAGAUGAGGAUGUAGAGCUUGAUAGGGAGGUGAGCGAGUAUGAAAGCAAGCUUGCGAUGCUGAAGAGCGAUGCGGAGGCUGUUGGAAAGGAGAUUGAGUUGUUUGGCAAGAUGCUGCCGAUUGAGCAGAUAGUUGAGCAGAUUGACGCGACUAGCGCAAGGAUUGAAGAGAACAAGAGAAGACUGAAUAAGCUGCAGAAUGACGAGAUUGAGGUUGAUAGCAAAGACAUGGCAGCAGCGAAGAAAGGAUAUGAAAAGGCGGUGUGCACUCUGAAGAGGAUGAAGAAGAUAUUUAAUGAGGUGAUAGAGAAGCUGUCUGAGGGGCUUGACAUGAAGAAAUCGCUGCUGUAUGAGGAGAUUGGAAUUGAAAUGUGA